This is a messenger RNA of Sphaeroforma arctica JP610, 378 nucleotides long. RefSeq lists its product as hypothetical. Lineage: Eukaryota; Ichthyosporea; Ichthyophonida. The transcript has 2 exons. The annotation marks the transcript as partial. The record is from RefSeq and is a predicted model, not a curated record.
CAGUAACAGAGAAUCGACGCAUCGUCCCAGACCAUACUCAAGAUGGCGACAAAAAGUUCGUGUGUUGUCGACGAGUCAUACCAGCUAUGUCACAUGCCAGAUGCUGUACUGGGAACGUCACCGAUGGAAGACAACGACAACAACGCACUUGUAACUGUACAGUCCACGGCAAUCCAUAUCUACCAUUUGGUGCUAUGUAUACUGUUUGUUUUGAGUACGCUCCCGGGUACAGAUGGCUUCUAUGUGCCCGGUUUAGCCCCGCAGGAGUGGAAGGAAGGAGACACAAUCCCGCUCAAGGCCGUUAAAAUGACGUCCGUAAAGACACAAUUGCCCUAUCCAUAUUACUCGUUGCCCUUCUGCGAUCCAGAGACUAAAAAG